Physella acuta is the source of this 2862-nucleotide messenger RNA. RefSeq lists its product as uncharacterized. The record is from RefSeq and is a predicted model, not a curated record. Lineage: Eukaryota; Metazoa; Mollusca; Gastropoda; Physidae.
UCUAGUUUUACAGCUUUAUUCCCCUUCCGCUUGCUCUAACCCCGUCGAUGUUUGAAACCCAUGUUCCUAGAAAAGCGACAGGGUCACACACCACUGCACCACAGCCAUCGACAGUGCUGGUUGACGCAGCCACACGCCACAAAUCUCGGCCGUAUGCCAGUUUUUAAAUCUAGAGCCAAUUCACUGAUACUUGAGCAGAUUGAGCUAACUAAAAGAGAGAAGGUCUGGAGCACAGUCUGACCAGACAGCGAGAAUGGAGUUUCUGAGACUACUCUGUGAGGCUGAGACACUCGGGUUCUCCAGGGACGAGUUCAAGGCCAUCUGGGAGAAGGAAAUGGCCAUAAAGGAGAUGGCCUUAAGAGAGCGGAACCAAAUACCUGACUCCAAAUCGUGUUUUUCUGAGACCACUCAAGCCGUGAGACCUCAGCAGGCAAAACAAGUGUCAGAUCCAACCAGGCAACAUCCGGCAGAUUUCGGCUCGUCCCUGGCCACCAACACACAACAGAUUCGCGAGCUGCAGACGGUGGCACAAAGCCUCCAGCAGCAACUGACCAGUCUAAGAACUGACCUACUCAAUCAGAACCGCGAGGCCCUGGACACCGUCAUAGUCCCAGGUUAUGGCCAGAUCAAGCAAGAACUGGAGAAAAUCAGGGCACAGCUAGCAGUCAUAAAACAAGAGAACGUAACUCUUAAAUCAGAAUUAGUUUCCCAGCAGACGAUUUUAAAGAAGUUGAUAGAAAACACGACGUUUGACCUGAAGCAUGAGCUAGAAAAAGAUAUUAAACAGCUCAUGAUAGAUGUAGUUCAUCAGUACACAGUGGCAAGCAAAGAACAGACGGAUGCAAAGAAAAACGACAGGAAACACGCCAAAAUACAAAAUAAAAUUAAACUGGGCAAAUGGCUAUCACUUUCUGAACUAAAUUUAACCGAUGUAGGCAAGUGUGAAACUGUUAUUGAAAUACCUGAUACAAACCAAGAAAACUGUCUGCUGGUCAAGUCUGUCCCAGAGUGUUGCAGGGGCUGUGGACAAGAGUGGACAACUUUCAAGUCCACGUGGGAGUUAACUAACUUGCCGUCAACUACUUGCCAGUAUAGCGACUACAUCAAGCCAAAACACUGGCCGGUUUCUCUUCGUUUUGGCUCUUGGUUUGACCUAAAGGGCAAGCUGAAAGUUUACGUAGACGUGUCUGAAACACAGAGCUGCACAUCACCAAAAUGGCCGUUAGCAUUUAAAAUAUAUGGAGUGAUACAUAAUGGAUCUAAGACAUCUAUUUUGUGGGAAAAGACGAUUACUUUUUCUCAAGGCGAUGCCUCACCUAUUCAAGAAAUUCCGUUAAAUUUCUCUGCUUCAGAGGGUAUGGUUCAACAGGAAGUGACGUAUGAACUGCUGCAGUCCGAGCAGUACAUAAGUGUGAGCCAGGGAAUACCACAGCUGGCUAUAGAUGUCUACCUGCAGGUCAAGGAGGCAGGGACCAAAUCCUGCCAGACUGACCUGCGUGUGGCAGGGACCAAACCCUGCCAGACUGACCUGCAGGUCAAGGAGGCAGGGACCAAAUCCUGCCAGACUGACCUGCAGGUCAAGGAGGCAGGGACCAAAUCCUGCCAGACUGACCUGCGUGUGGCAGGGACCAAACCCUGCCAGACUGACCUGCAGGUCAAGGAGGCAGGGACCAAACCCUGCCAGACUGACCUGCAGGUCAAGGAGGCAGGGACCAAACCCUGCCAGACUGACGACUCUACUAGCCUGAACCCCACGAGCGUUGAGGGCGACAAUGUAAACAAUGGAGAACUAAAAACAACCGUUUCUAAUUUAAUUCAUGUAGAUUCAGAUAAUCAGGUCAAUGACGAAACCAAACUCGUGGAGCAACCGAGAAAGGAAGUGGAAUCAACUUCAGACACCCCAUUAAACAAAGCUGAAUCAACUUCAGACACCCUAUUAAACAAAGUUGAAUCAACUUCAGACACCCUAGUAAACAAAGAUGAUACAAACAUCCUAUUAAACGAAGCUGAAAAAACUUCAGAAACUCCAUUAGACAAAGCUGAAUCAACUUCAGACACCCUAGUAAACAAAGAUGAUACAAACAUCCUAUUAAACGAAGCUGAAAAAACUUCAGAAACCCCAUUAAACAAAGCUGAAUCAACUUCAGACAUUCCAUUAAACAAAGCUGAAUCAGCUAAAGACAUCCCAUUGAACAAAGCUAAACAAAGUACAACCAACUUAUCAGUGAAAGCUGAAUCAAGCGCUGACCAUGUGGAGCAACCCGCCAACCUAACUUUAGGCUCUUACGUGUGCACUAAAGUACCAAACGUUCGCGAUUUGUACCAAACUAAAGGCGAUUUCCUGGCUCCGCCGCUUUACUGCAAGAAACUCAACUGCGACAUCAUUUUCCAAGUGAGCUUCAGAAGCAACGGCAGCGUCGCAGUCGGCUUGUGUUUCUCGCCUCGCGAUACGGCGGCCACCCCACACGUCUUCUACUUCAACAGUUACGGCUUCAUCCGUCACAGCACAUCCAACAGCUACACCAAGCUCUGGCACGUCACGAAUGUCAAACGGAAGUUUCCAGAAAUCUCCUUGACAAAUUUUGAGCCUUACAUAUGUUUACAGACGGCUAGAAACGAAUACUUUAACAUAACAUACCAGCAACUAGCCGAGAAGGGAUAUGUUGGCAAAGAUAGUUUCGAACUCAGGUGGUGUUUUGAAGUCAAGCAACUCGCUAAAUAGCGAUUGUACAUUAAACUUGCUUUGUAGGGGGCGGAGAUAGUGCAUACUGAAAUAAAUAUUCAGUUAAAAGAAAAUAGUAAAAUAAAACAACUCCCUAAGUCGCUAGUUUGCUGAUUAUGUAUGUGCACGUGUGUGUUAGG